UGAACUUGUAACUUUCCGUUGCAAAACAAGGAAGUAAAUACCAAUAUCAAAGUCCACGUAUCAACAACAAUUAAAACAUUUACAUUUGACACCUGUGAGACAAUUUGAGAAUUACGAUUUGAAGGUAAAACAUGGCAGUCCCAGGAAAGAAAGCAUCAAAACAAUUUUCAACAUCAAUGGCAUCAGAUGAAGAUCUUCAAAUUUACUGUCAGCCUUGUGACGAGGAAGGAACUAGACUCCCUGCCCAUGGUUACUGCACUGACUGCAAGGAGCACCUUUGCAAGACAUGCUUUAAAGCCCAUAAGAUAAACAAGUUUACCAAAAUGCAUACACUUAUGGAUGCAACAAAUAUGCCGAAAGUUUUGCAGCAACCCUCAACAGUCACCCACGCAGGCCUGUCUGAUGCCCUAACCACACCAUGUCUUAAACAUCCAAAAGAAAUGAUCAAGUUCUACUGCAAUGAUCAUACAGAAUUUCUCUGCAGUGUUUGUGUUACCCUUGAACAUCAAGCUACUUCCUGCAAAGUCAACUAUAUACCAGACAUUUCUGGUGAUAUAAUAGAUAGCAAAGAAUAUCAAGUUAUCUUGAAUGCAGUUAAAACCACUUCUGACAAAUUUCAACAGAUAUUAUUAGAUAUCAAGAACAUGACACACAAAUCAAACAGCUCUCUCAAAGAUGCAUUAGUUGACAUUAAAAAGUUUCGGGAAGAAAUCAACCAAAGACUAGAUGAACUUGAGAGGCAGAUUGAAGAUGCAGUUAAAGUCAUAGAACAAGAAAAUAACAAACAUCUGAAAUCAGUAGAAACAACAUGUGAAGAAGUUACCAAAUCUUUGAAUAUAUCAUCAGACAAAAUCAAGCAACUCAACACAACAAAACAAGCUGACAAACUCUUCAUCGAUUUAAAACUUGCAGAGAAAACAAUCAAAAAUAUGGAUGGAAAGCUACUAAAACUCUCAUCAAAUGAUAUCAAAGAGCACAACUUUCAAUCAAAUGAUGUAAUAUUAAAUUUGUUUAGAACAGAGAAAUCACUGGGUACAUUGACACACAAAACCUUAAAUAAGGAAUGUCAACCUGGACAAAUAAAGUCUAGACAAUCUUCACAUGAGGGAAAAAUCUGUGUGAAGACAUCAAAAGAUGAAUCAAGAUGCUAUAUAACAGGUAUGACUCUGCUGACUCCUGAUCUUCUUAUCAUCACUGACGGCAAUAACAAUGCUGUUAAGAUGGUGGAUACAAGCAGUCAAUCUGUGUCUGAUCAACUACAACUAGAUGACAGACCAUGGGAUAUCACCAGAGUAACCAGUACUGAACUUGCUGUCACACUUCCUAAAAUACAGACAAUCCAGUUUAUAUCAAUCUCAUCAAACAAACUCAUAAAGAGGCACACUGUGAAGGUUGGUGGACAAUGUGAUGGUAUAAGCUGUUACCAAGGUAAACUUCUCGUGUCAUUCAUUUAUCCUGCAAAACUUCAGAUCCUUGAUAUGAAUGGCACUAUACUGACAACAAUUGAUGAAAAAAUUUUUUUUUGCAAAUGGCCACACUUUAUCACAUGUAACAGAAGUUCCAUCUAUGUAUCUGACAGGGGUAAAAAACAGUAACAAGAUUAACCUGGCAAGGUGAUGUGAUUGGUAGUUAUAGUGGAAUGAGUUCCCCUAGAGGAAUGUCACUAUCAGAUGAUGGUACUGUCUUUGUGUGUGACCGGGAGAAAAAUGUUAUAGAAGAGAUAUCAGGAGAUUGUUGUACAGGAAAGGUGGUGCUGCAGGAUCUGAAGGGACCAAUGGCUUUAUGUUGGUGUGGUGAAACAAAGAAGCUAUAUUACAGCUGCAAUACUGGGAAUGAAAAAUUUAACAACUUCCUUCACAUCUAUAACCUGUCAUAGUCUUAGACUUGAACAUAAACUUAGUUGAAUUACAUCUAACAAUGUCAGCAGUUCUUAAAUAGUAAAAAACACUUGCAUUAUCCAUUCUUCUGUAAAUUUAGCAAGACACAUGUUUUACUUUUUCUUACUGUUUUAAAUCUUAUGUUCGUGAGAAUGAUUUAAGAUAUCCUUUGUUGUAUUCUUCCAAAUGGUUUGGUGAGAAACAAGGAAACUAUAAUACCAGUUUUGCUGGGAAUACAUGGAAUAACAAGAGCACCUCAAGCAUUAUUAACUCGUGUUCAAGGCAACAGCUAUCAAUAACCAAGGGACAUAAUUCCUAAAAAAUUUGAUUUCAGGAUAAUGUCCCUGGUUAUACAACUGUGAAUUGUCAUGAUAAUCAAGUGUACAUUUUAGUUACAUGUUGACACUGUUCACAGUUUUUAAAACAUUCUAACUUAAUAAGCAAUUGUGACAAAAGUAAAAAAGGGGAAUAACUCCCAAAAUAUUGCUUUCAGAAUAAAAAGCCCUUCUUAUUAUGCCCAGUCUAUCAACUAUGCCUUAACAGCAAUCAUAAUAGCUCGAAUUGUCUUCAAAAUAGUUAAGCUAAAAAUGUCAACUUUGUUUACAUUGAUAAAUUGAUUGUCCUACGUUAUAUGAAUAAAAACAUUUUAUGCUCUAUUUUACCUUACAAUAUGAUAAAACUGGUGAGUUUUCUUUUGUAAUCAUUAAAUGCAUGGUUUAUAUUUUAUGCUACAAUGCUUGUCCUGUUACUUUAAUUUAUUUGUUAAACGCUUAUAUUUAAACAGAUUACAUCAAUAAAAGUCAGUAACAAAUGCUUGUUGUUA
Messenger RNA from Ruditapes philippinarum (Manila clam), 2700 nucleotides. RefSeq lists its product as uncharacterized. The transcript is spliced from 2 exons. NCBI's taxonomy places the organism in Eukaryota, Metazoa, Mollusca, Bivalvia, Venerida, Veneridae. The record is from RefSeq and is a predicted model, not a curated record. Gene Ontology annotation, molecular function: zinc ion binding. The coding region runs from base 132 to 1595 and encodes 487 amino acids.